Pogoniulus pusillus (Red-fronted tinkerbird) is the source of this 2321-nucleotide messenger RNA. It is a transcript of the gene EPB42, whose product is annotated as erythrocyte membrane protein band 4.2. Lineage: Eukaryota; Metazoa; Chordata; Aves; Piciformes; Lybiidae. Gene Ontology annotation, biological process: peptide cross-linking. The record is from RefSeq and is a predicted model, not a curated record. Gene Ontology annotation, molecular function: protein-glutamine gamma-glutamyltransferase activity.
GCCAGCCUCACGUCCCACCCUGCGCGAAGAAACGGCGCAAACAACUUCCCGAGCGGAGAACUGCUCAGCAAGCGGAAGGAAGGAGCCAUUGCCCAACACAGCAGCAGCAGCUGAAGGCUCUCUCGGGCUGGGGAACUAGACAUGGGCCAAGCUCUAAGCAUCAAAAAAUGUGAUUUGAAGAUCACAACCAACAACAGUAACCACCACACAGAAGAGAUCAGCACUGAAAGGCUGAUGCUGAGGAGGGGGCAGCCAUUCACCAUCACUGUGCACUUCUCAUCUCCAGUAGACAGCUACCUGCAGCAGCUGAAGAGGGCCUCCCUCACAGUACAGACAGGGCCACAUCCUUCCAAGGCAGACGGAACCCAGGCUGAGUUCCCCAUCUCCAGCCUGGCAGAGCCGCAGCAGUGGAGCGCGGAGCUGGAAGAACAGGACCCAUGGUUCUGGACCAUCUCUGUGAACACUCCUGCCAGAGCUCCCAUCGGCCACUACACUCUGACCCUGCGUGCCCCCAGGGCCGACUGUCACCUGGGCAGCUUCACCCUCCUCUUUAACCCCUGGUGCCAAGGUGAUGAGGUGUUCCUGGCCAACGAGGCACAGCGGCAGGAGUAUGUCUUAAAUCAAGAGGGAGUCAUCUACUGGGGGACUGAAAAUGCAGUCCUGGCACAGCCCUGGGACUUCAGCCAGCUGGAGAAGGACAUUGUUGACAUCUGCUUCACACUGCUGGACGUGGGCGAACGGCGCCGGCGGGACAAGGGCAGUGCCCAGCGCCAGAGCCCCGUUGCUGUCUGCCGCACAGUGGCUGCCAUGCUGAACUGGGAUGAGUUUAGAGGAACCCUGGCAGAAGUGGGACGGGGCCGUGCUGCGCUGGGCCCCCCCCCCGCCGCCUGGCUGGGCAGCAGAGCCGUCCUGCAGCGGUGGUUGGCAGCGCAGUGGAAGCCAGUGGGCUCCGGGCAGUGCUGGCUGCUCGCCGCGGUCCUGUGCUCAGUGCUGAGGUGCCUGGGAAUUCCCACCAGGGUGGUCACAGGCUUCACCUGGGCUCACGACACCAACAGCAGCCUGAGCGUGGAUGAGUACUACAGCGAGGACGGGACAAUGCUCACACGAGACAGCAGCGCCCGAGUCUGGAGCUUCCACGUCUGGAACGAGUGCUGGAUGGCUCGAGCAGACUUGUCACCAGAGUACAGUGGGUGGCAGGCUCUGGAUGCCACCUGCCAGGUAAAAGACAAAGGUCGCUCCUUCUGCGGGCCAGCCCCUGUUAGAGCCAUCAAGGGAGGGGACACAGAAGUCGACUAUGACGUUUGCAACUUCUUUGCUGCCAUCAAUGCCAAGUGCCAGGUCUGGAUACAAAAAGCAGAUGACACCCUCAGGCCAGCUCUUGGUGGCACAAAGUACACUGGCAACAACAUCAGCACCAAGGGUGUGGGCAGCGAACGCUGUGAGGAUGUCACUCACCACUACAAGCACCCUGAAGGUUCUCUUCAGGAGAAAGAAGUACUUGACAAAGCCUACAGAAAGAUAAAGCAACUUGAGACAAGCAGCAGCCAAGCAGAGUUUAGCCUCAUGCCCCCUGCCCACGAGGAUCCAGUUAACCUUUCCAUCCAGCUCCAGUCCAAGAGCUGCCUGCUGCUGGGGCAAGACAUUCCCCUCUCCAUCGCAGUGUCUAACCACAGUGGUGCCGAGAAGGUUGCUCACCUGGUGCUGAGGGCCCAGUCGCUGCACUACACGGGGGUGCCCAUUGCCCAGCUCUGGAAGGAGGAGUUCCACUUCACCCUCAGAAACAACGAAGCCAGCAGCCUGCAGGUCUCUGUGCCUUACUCACUGUACAGAGGAGAGCUGGGGGAGAACAAGCUGCUGAGGCUGACUGCCGUGCUGAGAGAUGAGGACUCCUCCAUGUACCUUGCCCAGGAAGAGAUCAGCGUUUCCGAGUCCCCUCUCAGCAUCGAGUUUCCAGAAGCCAUGGUCCAGUACCAGCCAAGCACAGCAAAGAUCAGCCUGCUGAACCCCCUCACCGAGCCCCUGGAGCAGUGUGUGGUGGCAGUCACGGGCAGGGGACUCAUCCACAGACAGAGGAAGUACAGGCUGGGCUCUGUGCAGCCCCACAGCACUCACCAGCUGCAGAUCCUCUUCACUCCAACCCGAGUGGGCCCCAGGAGGCUCACAGCACAUCUCACCUGCCGCCAGCUCCACAACCUCAACAGCUACAAGACCGUCGACAUCGCAGCUGCCUGAUGCCCAGCCUGGAGCAGUCCUGCUGCCUGCUCAGAGUGGAGGUGAUCUGUGCCCUCAGCUCCAGUUUGAUUAAAGUUAUGUUUAAAGCA